AUGCGGCAAAUAUACAAUCCACCGGCGGUGGCAUCUCGACAACCACCGGUUUCAAAUACUUUACUAAAUUCUUCUAUGUCACCCUCAAGAAACAGUAUCUUACCUCCUCGAUCAUCCUAUCGUCCAGACUCGUUUGGUCGUUAUUUAAAUCAACAAGCUUUUGUAAAGCCUAUUCGAGGACGUGCCUUAUUCAGUCGUUCCAUUCAUCGUAUAAUUGAACAAAUUCGAGAUAAAAAACAACGCAUGAAAAAUGAUCAACAAGUAUUUUCGACAUACGAAGAAGCUAUAAGCAUUUUUAGUGAUCUAACAUUUAUGAAAUGUGUUGUGUUAAAGAAGAAAUUAUUAGAUUCAAAUAGUCGAACAUGGACUAUUGAAUUUGCACGUGAAGGAGGUCUACAUGCAUUACUUUCUUAUCUUGAACAAACUUCAAACAGAGGUUUAACACUUGUCGAUGCUAUACUUAUUAAUGAAACAUUGCAAUGUCUUCGUGCCAUGAUGAAUAUAGGUGAAUUAUUUCAACAUAUGGCGUCAAACCUACAAUAUAUUGAUUCAGUAGCAAAAGUUUUAAGAAUUCCAUCAGUCGAAAUUCGCAUGCGUGUAUUUGAAUUAUUAACUGCAUUAUGUGUUUAUUCAAAUGAUGGGUAUCAAUUAGUUCUUCACGCAUUACAAGAUUUUCAGCUACAACAAGAAUCGAAAAAGACGCGUGAUAAAUUACCAAAUGUAUUUGCGGUUAUUCUUGAACAAAUUAAAUCCGCUGCUAUGUCUAAACAUAAAUGGUCAGCUAUUGCUCUACUCAAUAGCAUUUUAUCAUCUACAGAAGCUAUUGAAAGACGACUUUCUUAUAGAAAUAUACUUAUUUCCGAUGGAAUAAUAUCAACUUUAGAGAAAGCUCGAGAUGAUAAUGAUGUUGAUCUUAAUGUUCAAAUUGAUACAUUUUUUGAAGAUCAAAAAGACGAUCAAGAAGAAUUUUUAGAAAAUUUCAACUCAAAUGAUAAUCAAUCUAUUACUCAAGCUAUUCAAUUACAAUUUACCCCUAAUUCACAUGAGUCAGCUAUUUUUCUCACAACAAUGCAGCUUCUAUAUUCUACUUUAACAUCAGCGACAUCCGAUGAACGAGAAAAAAUUCUUCAAAGUCUUCUUCAAUCAAUUUCCAAUGCAACAAAAAAUACCCCCGAGAAAAAACUAAUCGAACAAGGAUCACAAACAGAUACAAUGCCCGAGCUCGAUACUAAAGUUUCCUCUACUUAUCACAAAAUUCCUAACGUUCCAAUAUCGACUACAGCCAUUAUAAAUGAACAAUACUGUCAAAAGCCAAGUGGUAUUCAAUCGCCUUCCAUAUUAAUCAGCACAUCAAAAUUGAUCAACACUCAACUUCCUUCGAGUGAAUCCUCUGUUUCUGUAACGGUUCCGACUUCGUCAUUCCCUGCAGACUUACAAGCAACAACUUCAGUUAUAACUCUACCACCCCAUCCUCCUCCACCGCCACCACCACCACCAAACUUUCUAGGCGGAGCACCGCCUCCUCCACCACCACCACCACCAAACUUUCUAGGCGGAGGACCACCUCCUCCUCCUCCUCCACCACCGCCAGGCUUUUUAGGAAUGGCAUCACCUCCACCACUCGGACAGUUGGCUGGUAACUCAUCUAUUACUGGUCUGUCUGUUUUAGUUGAUAGUAUUCCUAAGCCUAAAGGCAAAUUGAGACGGUUACAGUGGAAAAAGCUAGCACACACUAUUCUUACUAGUAGUAGUUUUUGGAUGGAUGUGAAUACAAAAGUUGAUAGUCAUAUUAAUUUCUCGCAACUUGAAGAUUUUUUUAAAGCCAGCAGUGAAAAUAGUAAUACACCAGUGACAACCAAGGCAAAAACAACAACUAUUUUAUCUUGUAAUCGAUCAAUUGCUAUAAAUGUCUUCUUAAAAAAAUUCAGUUUUACUGAUAUUCCAUCAUUUGUGAAAGUUCUUCAAGAUUCAACAUCAAAUCUUAAUAGCGAAUGUCUUCGUAUGUUGCUAAAAAUUUUACCAGCUGAUGAUGAAAUUAUCCUUGUUCAUGAUCAUCCACGAGAAGUUUGGGCAAUACCUGAAGAAUUCAUCCAUGAAGUUGGCUUAAUUUCAUUUUAUGAUUUCCGUGUUCGAACGCGUAUUCUUAUUACUGAAUUUGAUGAAACAUUCAAUGAUUUUAAACGAAAAUAUGAAAAAAUAAUUCAAAUAAUCGAUUUUCUACAACAUGAUAUAUCUAUUAAACAAUUAGCUCGAUCACUACUAUCCAUUGGAGAUUUUCUUAAUUACGGUUCCUAUGCUGGUAAUGCCUUUGGCUUCCGACUAGAUGUUUUCAAUCAACUGCAAGAUAUUCGUUCUAGUGACAAUAAAAACUUGCUUAGUGUUAUGCUCGAAAGUUCACCUGAACAUUUUAAAUUUAUUGACACUCUUAAACCAAUGCUUGCUGAUGAUAUACAAUUGAAAUUAGUAAAAUUAGAUUAUGCGGAUUGGAAAAAAAAGAUUGAUGAAGGUCUUAAACAAAUAAAUUCGAUUGAAGAUAAACAAAUCAUUGAACAAUACAAACCUUUUUAUGAACAAUCAAAUAGAAAAUUAGAAACUAGUCUAAAUCCUUUGGUAAAUCAAUGUGAAACAAAAGAAAAAUUUUUAAUGAAAGAACUCGGUGAAACAGAUUUAAGUGAAUUUAAUUAUGAUUCAUGUUGUACUGUCUUUCGACAAUUAAUCGAAAAAGUUGAAAAAGAAAAUAAAGAACGAGAGAAACGUUUAGUAUCGAACAAAAUAUUAGCAAAUUCAGUUAAAUUAUCUACAAAAAAACUAACUGUAACAGAUAACAAUAUGAAUAAAGCAGCAGAUGAUAAUUUUAUGGAUUCGCUGAUGACAGAACUUAAACAAAAGAAAUUCACAACGGUACCCGCUAGACGACGUCGAGCAUGUCUUGAUCUUUUGAAUACUAGUGAUCGCGAAUACAAAUAG
This is a messenger RNA of Rotaria socialis, 2967 nucleotides long. The record is from the annotation of a GenBank genome assembly. NCBI's taxonomy places the organism in Eukaryota, Metazoa, Rotifera, Eurotatoria, Philodinida, Philodinidae.